This is a messenger RNA of Aspergillus japonicus CBS 114.51, 823 nucleotides long. RefSeq names its product YukJ family protein. The transcript has 2 exons. Bases 130 to 804 code for a protein of 224 amino acids. Lineage: Eukaryota; Fungi; Ascomycota; Eurotiomycetes; Eurotiales; Aspergillaceae. The record is from RefSeq and is a predicted model, not a curated record.
UGCCGAUCUUGCAAUGCAAGCCGUGCCGAUGACGGAGGUGGGAGCGAUAGGCGAGAGGUAGGACGAAGCUCCCAGGCUUCCAACUAAGCUGAAUCAACAAGUUAACAUUCCACCGUCAAACUCGCCAUCAUGACCAUCUCCCACUACGGCGUCUGGAUCGGCCAGCCCACCCGCUACGAGGCUCAGACCGACGCCGAGGACCCCAAGUCCCCUCACAUCUACCUCUACUUCAAGGACGACACUUCCUCCCGCAAGCAGCUCGAGGCCGCCAUCAACGUCAAGUCCACCGAUACGGAUAGUCGCCUCGUCUACUGGUUCGACCGCAACUUCACCCACUCCAUCACCGAACAGCUUGGCAGCCUGGACCAGGGUUUCCACCUUCUCACCAGCUCCGUGCACAGUCAGUCGCGCCGGCGCCGCGAGGCUUCGACCAGCAUCCAGGGGCUGGACUUUGUCCGCACCAAGGGGCUGGUGGACAUCGACGCUGGCACGGUUCUCGGGGCGGACGGCGAUCAAGACAUCCUCGACCAGGUAGACCCCAUCCUGACGGAUGCGAUCAACCAGAAGGCGACCAUCUACAUCUUCGGCUCCUCGUAUGGCUCGGGGAUCCACGAUAUCCACAUGAAUCAGGGCAGCGAAGGCUACACCAACGGGAUCUAUGAAGACGGGGCCCUGUUGUUCCGGUUCGAUGAUGGGCAUUGGGAGGCGAUCUUCUUGGCCUUUGCGUCCCAGAAGAUCCCCACGGAUGACAAGGGUGAGCCCGAGAGCGAUAGCCAGUCGUUGGCUACGAUUCUGGGUCAGUAGGCGCCGGGCUGGUUUCGGG